AAUGAUAACAGAGAUGUAAUGUAAACAUUACAUAUUGUAAUUUAAACUCAAUAGUGUUUUAAAUAGUGGCGCGAAAACAGUGACGUCAUUAACUCCUUACAAAGAAGUAGAAGAAUACAGCUGGAAGGGAGUGGGAGGGCCAUGUGCUUGGUUGUCAAACAGUAAUCGCCCGGCAACCAGUGAAGGUUGAAGGUACAUUUAAGACAGUGAAGCUUAAGUUUUUAAGAAGCCCCCUCUAGAUGUUUGGUUUAAAACGAUUAUGGGAGAUGGAGCAAACAGAGCCUGCAGAAACAUUCAUGAUCAGACCUAACUGGGUUGAGAGGCAGAGGCUUGCUAAAGCGCUGAUGGAAGGGCGGACACCACUCUCUUCAGUUGACUAUUUGGACAGUAUUGCAAAACAGGAUAUUGCCUUGAAUAAUAAUGUGGCCUCUGGUCAUUUAAGUUUAACCCAGAGGGUUACUGAACUGUUGACACGAGUUAAAGGUAUUAAGACAUCGGUAGCUGCUGAAGUAAUUGGUGUUACCGAAGCAGAAAUCCUACCUUGUCUUCAAACAUCAGGAGUCCUUGUCCAGGGAGUCUGGGUGCUCAGGUCCGAUCUCAGGUAUGUUGGUGCCCACCAUGCAGUGCCACAGGAAAUGCUGAUUCGUGCUAGAGAUUAUGUGUUGCUUCAGUAUUUUGAAGGGCGUGCUAUUGAAAGAGUCAAGCUUGGAGAAAUUAUUAGACUGCCUCCUGAAGUUAUCUUAGAAAUAGUUUCCGAAGUAGGUAAACUUAAUCAGCAUAAGGCUUGGAUAUUCUGCCAACCUCAAGAUGUAAGGUUUAUGACCAGAUACCCAGAAAUCGUCGAGCAGCAAGCCCUCUUAUGGGAAGCUAGAGCCAAUCAGGUCACUGAAGGAUUGACAGGUCGAAGGAGGAGAAGAGACUCUGGCAGGAAAGGUAGAGGCAAUUCGUUAUCAGAAGAUGAUUCUGAUACUACCAAAAGAGGACGUAAAAAAAGUGAAUGUGAUAUAAAACCUGAUAUAGCAACUCUUGUGGGUCUGAAGUCAUGACAUCUAUUUCAUUAGAUGUUUUCAAUGUGAAUAUAAUGUUGUAAAUACAUAUUUAUGGAAAAUUUAUAUUCAUUUACUGUGUAUAAUCAUGUCUUCUGUGAAGACACACUUUAAUGUAGAUAUGUUUUGUUUUGCUGUUAAACAUUAAUGAAUUGUAAAUGGUUGCCUGUUUAUUUAUUUAUUUAUUUUUUUCAAUAUUUUCCCACCUCCUUUAAAUUUAUAUUAUUCCAGAUUUAAAAAAUAUAAAAAGAAACUUAAUGAAGAAAGAAAGUGUAAUAAAUAAAUAAUACCUUCAACAUAAGGUUUUAUUCAACUCAUAGAAUACAACAUUAAUGAAUGAAUGAUAUUUUAAAAACAUAUGUUAAUUUAAAUUUACUCAACUUCAUAACAUUCACCCCACCUUAUUCAUUUAAGAGGUCACACAGUCUUUUAAGUAUGAGGGAGGUCUUCUAGUUCUUGAGCUAGCUCAUAGUAGAGACCUAUCCUCGGAAGGAUUAUUCACUGCUUGCCCUUGGUAUUCGUUUUGUAUAUUAUACCCAUAGAAGUCAUCUUCCUGAACAGGUGGUACAACUACCAAACCAGGUCUGACGUGUUCCUCCGCUUCAGUGACGAUAGGUGCCCCUUGAUAGCUAUCUACCUCCUCGUCAUAUACAGUAGAAUUUCUGUUGCUCCCGAUAGGAGCAAGAUAUCUGGUCGAUACUGUUGUUUCCCUUCUUUCUGGAUAGCGAAUUUGAGCAUACUCAACAUUACCAUCCAAGAGGGUUACUUCCUCUACAAGAGGAUCAGAUUUUGAAUGGCGAAUAAACUGUUUUAAGAAAACAGGCCCAGAGUUCAUAAGCCAGCUGGGAAGUGAUUCUCCAUUCCUGGUACGUCUGGGAUUAUUGAACAUCUUUUCAUGCGGUGUCUCAUUAGUUGCUGUACAUAAUAGAGAACGCAUAGAAUGUAGAUACUCAGAUAAAACUGAUUCCCAUUUAGUUACCGGAAAGUGUUUAGACUUGAGCGCAAGUAGUAUUGUCUUACAGAUAAUUCCGUUGUACCUUUCAACUUGGCCGUUGCCUUGUGAAUUGUAAGGAGUUGAUCUACAGGAUGCGAUGCCUUUAGAUAAGAGGAAUGUUUUUAAUUCAUGUGAAAUUAAACUGGAUGUAUGCAGGAGCGCCAAAAAGGUAAAACAAUUGAGUCAGAGCACGAUCACAGAAGAUGUCAUAUCUCGGCAAGGAAAAGCGAAGGGGAAUCGAGAAUAUUCAUCUACCAUCACUAGAAGGUACUUGUUUCCGUUAGAAUUUGGUAGAGGUCCCUUGAAAUCAAUGUUUAGGCGUUCGAACCGUGAAGUAGCUUUAAUCAAUUUCCCUUGAUGUUUGAAGAAUCCUGGCUUUAUCUCACAUGAGGUCACUCUUUUGAUCAUCUCAAAAGAAAAAGGUAAAUUUUUAAUACAUUCUCCUGAUUCUAGGAUGACACAAAGAAACAUGUAACCACUGAAGUCAGCUAUCUGAAUCAUCCAUACUUCUACAAAUUCGAGAGUGCAUCUAAACAUAACAGAACAUUCGAAAACAACAUUGUUUAUAGAGAAGAUUUAGAGUUUGUUUACAAAGAGAACAUUUUACAUAAAAAUUGAUUUAAAUUUAUUUUUUAUUUGCUUAUUCAUAACAUUUAUUUAAUAUGAUAAUAAAACACAUGAUGAAUCAAA
This is a messenger RNA of Nezara viridula (southern green stink bug), 2730 nucleotides long. Lineage: Eukaryota; Metazoa; Arthropoda; Insecta; Hemiptera; Pentatomidae. The record is from the annotation of a GenBank genome assembly.